AUGAUUGAUGUGUCCGAUUUUAUCGAAAGACAAUUACGUAGGAAUGGUACGAUCAUUGUCACUACUAGUAAUAGAAUUGAUCCGGAACUUGGCGGGCAUAAAAGACGAGAUAGUAAUGAAACUGUUGUAAAUGCAUUCACUAGAGAUUAUAGUGGUGACGAAGAGUCGACAAAAUCAUUAUUAAGUCAAUAG
Messenger RNA from Entrophospora candida, 192 nucleotides. NCBI's taxonomy places the organism in Eukaryota, Fungi, Glomeromycota, Glomeromycetes, Entrophosporales, Entrophosporaceae. The record is from the annotation of a GenBank genome assembly.